GCUCCAUUCUCCCAAACCAACAAGACCAGGAAGGAUUGCUGUCCGAAGAAACAUGGGGCACAAAUUUCAGUCUUCAUUGGCGGGACUUCUUUUACUUUUCGCCUUCUCAUCGGCACAAACCAGAGGCGAUUUUUCCGAGUCAUGUGUGACAAAUGAUGGCUUUGGAACGUACUGUCCAACUACCUGUGGGGUGGCUGAUUAUUGGCUGAAAUACAGGCCAGUUGUGGACCAAGAGUUGAACUAUAUGGAGAGAGAACUGGAUAAAAUUGCUAAUUUAACAGAUGGAGCUCAAGGCGUCGUGGAGUACAUGAAAGACUCUGUUGUAUCAGCCCAAAAGGCUGGCCCCUCAGACCAGAGCUACAAAAGGUCAUCCAGUAUAAUGGAAGAUAUCCUUCGUUUUGAAAAGACUAUCGUCAUUCAGGAGCAGCAAAUAUAUGAAAUUCAGAGUAUAAUUACAUCCAAUGAGAGGAGAAUGGUGGACCUCAAAGCCCUCGCCAUUAAACUGGAUCAGAAGUGCAACGAGCCAUGCAAAGACACCGUUGUGAUUCAGCCCACAACAGGAACAGACUGCCAGGAUAUCGCCAGCAAGGGCGCUACCACCAGUGGCCUUUACUACGUCAAGCCAGCCAAGGCAACGGAGCCGUUCCUGGUCUACUGUGAGAUCGAUGACACUGGACGUGGCUUCACGGUGCUGCAAAGGAGACGUGAUGGGAGUGUGGACUUCAGGAAGGACUGGGUGCAGUACAAGGAAGGCUUCGGUUACCUCUCUCCUGAUGACACCACUGAAUUUUGGCUCGGCAAUGAGAAGAUGCAUCUGCUGACAACCCAGUCCACCAUCCCAACUGUGCUGAGGAUCGAGCUCGUUGACUGGGAUGGCAACAGGAAGCACGCCGACUAUGCCAUGUUCAGAGUGGCGCCGGAGGUCGACAUGUACCGUCUGACCUAUGCCUACUUCUAUGGCGGUGACGCAGGAGACGCGUUUGAUGGCUUUGACUUUGGAAACGACCCCAGCGACAAAUUCCAGACAUCCCACAAUGGCGCGCAGUUCAGCACAUUUGACAAAGACAAUGACAAGUUUCAUGGCAAUUGCGCUCUUCAAGAGGGCUCUGGAUGGUGGAUGAACAGCUGCCACGCUGCCCAUUUGAAUGGCAAAUACUACAGGGGCGGAAGGUACUCGGAUAAGGACACGACCUUCGACAACGGCAUCAUUUGGGUCACGUGGCACGACCGCUGGUACUCGUUGAAAGAGACCACCAUGAAAAUCAUUCCUAUCAGCAGAAUCGGGGGAGGUGGUGGACAGCAGAUUGGCAUCAAACAGUUCGGAGGACUGGGAGACUCUUAAAAUGUAGAGAAGAAGAAGAAUAAAAGCACCACUGUAUGCAGUUCAUUUGAAUCUUAAAACUAGCUCACCGAAUACUCCACUUAAAACUCUCCAGGUUUUAAGUGUCAGUCAUCAACAAAUUCCUCGACAAGGAAUCUCAGUUUGAAUUUGACUCAUAGUUCUUACAUGAUGCUCUGGGACACUGAAAGGAUUUCACUUGUUUUGUCAUUUGUCUUGUCAUUUGUCUCCAGUGUAGAUUUGCCUGCAAAAUAAAUGUCUUUUCUUUA
This is a messenger RNA of Lampris incognitus (smalleye Pacific opah), 1608 nucleotides long. It is a transcript of the gene fgg, whose product is annotated as fibrinogen gamma chain. The record is from RefSeq and is a predicted model, not a curated record. Lineage: Eukaryota; Metazoa; Chordata; Actinopteri; Lampriformes; Lampridae. Gene Ontology annotation, biological process: platelet activation; protein polymerization; blood coagulation. Bases 53 to 1342 code for a protein of 429 amino acids. Gene Ontology annotation, molecular function: signaling receptor binding. Gene Ontology annotation, cellular component: fibrinogen complex. The transcript is spliced from 9 exons.